GAGCCUUACCAUCAAAACACAAUCGGUACCAUCAAUACCAUCACAUUCCUUUCUUCUACCUCAGGCAGGAGCACCAAGAGUUACCAGCAACUAGCCAUUCAUUCCUUGACUCUACGUCUAGACAUCACUAUUAUCCGACCCAUAACACUAGCACAGAAGACAUACCACUUAGUCUUAUCUACGAUGUACACUGUCGCCAAAGCCGUCAUUGCUCUGGGUGCGUUUAUUGCCCCAUCCGUUGCCUUCUCUGGUGACAUGACGUAUUAUGCUCCAGGCCUUGGUGCAUGCGGUAACGUCAACACAGAGAGCGAUGCCGUUGUCGCCGUGUCCUCUAGCCAGGACGGAAACUGUGGAAGGACAAUCAACAUCAGCUACAACGGCAAGACCGCCAGUGCCACAAUUGUGGAUGAAUGUCCCGGUUGUCCUGUCGGCAGCAUUGACGUGUCCCCCGUUGUCUUCGAGCAGCUUGAAAGCUUGGAUGCGGGACGUGUCCAGGUCACUUGGGAGUACGCCUAGAUGGCCGGAUAGAGUUGCCUAGAUGGUGUCCACGGUGCAAUUGACUUGUACAUAUUAUUGGUUCGAAAGCAGUGCUGGGGACGUAUAACCUGCAUAUAUUCGUUUCUCUUGUCGUUGGGGCAUUGUCAUUGGCAUAGAAAGGGGUUGCGAAAACGGAAUUGGAGGAGUCGGCGACUCUCAGAACUGUCAUGAUGGGCCGGCCUAUUGUCCGUUUCCGUGGUCACCGGUCAGGAACCGGAUAUACUAGCUAAGGAAACUCAUAGACCAAUAUAGACUUGCAUUGCAUGCUCAAUACUACCUACC
This is a messenger RNA of Daldinia vernicosa, 819 nucleotides long. Its product is annotated as RlpA-like double-psi beta-barrel-protein domain-containing protein-containing protein. Lineage: Eukaryota; Fungi; Ascomycota; Sordariomycetes; Xylariales; Hypoxylaceae. The transcript has a single exon. The coding region runs from base 184 to 516 and encodes 110 amino acids. The record is from RefSeq and is a predicted model, not a curated record.